AACCGAGGUCUUUACGCGUGGGAAUCCAUGAACCUUAAAAUUAGCUGAAAAUCUAGAUACCCAUUUCGGAUGCUUCUCAACCAAUCAAAAGUAUUCUGCCAAUUCAUCCCACAUCAGAAUCACUAUGAAUCUCUGCGGUUAUUUAGUUAACCCGGAACAUUGUUCUUUUGUUUACUCAACAUCAAUUGACCAAAGAUGUCAUCAGCAGCCACGAAUGCAUUGCACCGGCCCAAUUACACAGCUUUUUCUACACGCUUUUCUAAUCUGAAGUCUUUGAAGCCUUGUUUAUUUCUUCCAUUCUCUACGAACAAAUCCCUUUUAUGCGCUGGGUUUGUUUCUAGAACUAUGACCGAUAUGGGCAAAACGUCUGCUUUUAGGAACAGUAGUAGUGGUAGUGAUGUUGAGGAUGAUGUUAGAGUGCUUGAACAAGAAGCUUUCAUUGAUGGGUCGUCUUCGGUUACCGCUGCUCGGCUGGAGUCAACGCUCAAUCGUCUGAGCAAAUGGGUUGUGUCUGCGUCAUUUGCUGGUGUGAUUAUUUGGAGGCAUGAUGCUGAAGCUUUGUGGGUUGUGAUGGGGUCUGUCGUUAAUUCUAUUCUAUCAAAAAUUCUCAAACGGAUUUUAAACCAAGAGAGACCUGUUUCCACUCUAAGAUCCGAUCCUGGGAUGCCAUCUUCUCAUGCGCAAUCAAUUUUUUUCAUUGUCACUUACAUUAUCCUAUCAGUUGAGGAAUCACUGGGUUUAAAUGGAGCUACAUUUGCCAUCAGUGGACUUGCCUUGGCAUGUGGUUCAUAUCUGUCAUGGCUGAGAGUCUCUCAACAACUUCAUACAAUCGGUCAAGUGGCCGUGGGAGCUGCAGUAGGAUCCACUUUCUCUAUUUUGUGGCUACUGUUAUGGAAUGGUUUUGUGUUGGAAGCCUUUCUUUCCACUUUAUGGGUACGAAUAAUAGUUGUUUUAGCGGCUGCUGGCUUUUGCCUUGGCUUUUCUGUAUAUGUGAUUCGCAACUGGUUUAGUGAUGAUUGAUGAAACUUUGUGAAAUGUAGUCUUGUUAGGCUUAAAGAUUUCUCUCUACAACAUCAUUCUUUCAGAUCAAAUAGAGGCCAGAGAUAUGAAAUUCCAGACA
Messenger RNA from Mangifera indica (mango), 1120 nucleotides. Its product is annotated as lipid phosphate phosphatase epsilon 2, chloroplastic. The record is from RefSeq and is a predicted model, not a curated record. Bases 196 to 1020 code for a protein of 274 amino acids. Gene Ontology annotation, cellular component: endoplasmic reticulum membrane; intracellular membrane-bounded organelle. Gene Ontology annotation, molecular function: dolichyldiphosphatase activity. NCBI's taxonomy places the organism in Eukaryota, Viridiplantae, Streptophyta, Magnoliopsida, Sapindales, Anacardiaceae. Gene Ontology annotation, biological process: protein N-linked glycosylation; lipid biosynthetic process. The transcript has 4 exons.